AAUGACACAUUGCUUUGGUUAGUAGUGUCGGCAGGUGUUUGGUAAAUAGUUGCCGUGGUUUUUCUGUUUGAAGUGUGUUGAUAAAGUGUGCGGAAUGGGUGUUGUUAUCAGGUCUUCAACUAUGAAGACGACAUUAAGCUUGGCAUUAGCCUUGCUCGCGGUUUGCGAAGCAGGAGUUACAACCAAGCAGUUCGGAUACGGCGUGGAAAUCCAUCACCCACCUCCCCACGGUCACGGAGGCCCCUAUGGGUCCGGCUACGCGGCAGGGCAUGGAUACGGUGGAAGCUACUCCAUGGCACGCAUGCACCAGGAAACCACACACCACGACCAUGAACCACACCACCAUGUGGUGUCCGCCGCAUCCCACCAUGCACCAUCGCUCUAUGUGGCGUCACCGUCGCACCACGACAUUGCCUAUCUUCACCACGGUGUCCCAGACUACCACCACAACGAGAUACCUCUGGCAGCCUACUAUAAACCGGCCUACCACAGCGAGGAACAUGAUGUUGUGGUUCAGAAAGCACCGUUGGUACACAGUCACCACGAGGAGAUUGUUCCUCAUCAUGUCACCGAACACCACGGUUUGGAACAGGUUCACCACCACAUCCCAGAACACCACAGCUUGGAACACCACGGUCUGGAGGGUCACCACAUCAACGCCCACAUUGAACACCAUGGUUCCCCCCAUCUGGAACACCACGGUAUCGAGGCACACCACGACGCCAUCCUUGUCACACCCACCCCUCUCUCAGGACCUACACACCUCCCUCUCCUCCAUGGACCUACCACACCUCUCCCCAGCCCUACCCCUAUCAUUCACCACCAUGGAGCAAUCACCCCCACUCCUCUCCCAUACGUGCACCACGAAUCAGCCACCCCAACCCCUCUGCCAGUCCUACACCAUCAUGAGGGAGUGACUCCUGCACCAUUCGUUUCUCAUCUCCAUGAAGGGGUAACCCCUGUCCCAUAUGUUUCCCAUGGGGCUACCCCUACUCCUCUACCAUACCUUCACCAUGAUGGUCCCACCCUUGCGCCGAUCAAGGGCGAGUUCCCGAUCAUAGGUGCUCCUCACCCUGUUGUCUCUCUCUCACAUCUGCCCAGCUCUUUCCAUCACACAGGAUACAGUGGCUCCGAAUACGCCAACUAUGCCCCGCACUACGAUCAUGAACAUCAUUCGUACCCGAAAUACGCUUUCAGCUACGGUGUGAACGACCCGCAUACGGGAGAUAUCAAGCAGCAAUACGAGGAACGCGACGGAGAUAAGGUUCGUGGAGGCUACAGUCUGGUAGAGCCCGACGGUUCGAUCCGUGUGGUGGAGUACACCGCGGAUGACCACAACGGUUUCAACGCAGUGGUGAAGAAGAUCGGCCCCUCGCACCACCUGCCCCUCACCGUGCACCACUCGGGACACACUAUGAGCCAGGACACCACCAUGAGGAGGUCUACCCCCACCCUCAUCCGGUGCCCGCUUACCAGCAUUACUACUACUAGGUGGUGAUCAAUGCAUGGAGGAGUAUGAAUGGUGAAUGACAAGUGGAUCAUAUAUGAGAACAGAGGAGACUUCGAUUUUGUUCGAAUCACUAGUCUUUAUCCAAGGAAACAUUUUCAAGGAAGAAGAUUUGAAGACAAGAAUUUGAAACUUGAAAUCAUGCUUCUCCAUUCUUUGAUGUAAUAAUCAACGUUUGUAUAUAACACCAAAGGCGUUUCAAUCAUGGUAGUUCAAACUCAUUUUGUAUAAUAUAUUUAUCAUGUAUUUUUCUACUCUCUGAAUGUAAAAAAUUAAUCUUUUUUAUAAAAUAAAUCUUUUUAUAAUUAA
Nilaparvata lugens (brown planthopper) is the source of this 1816-nucleotide messenger RNA. RefSeq names its product carboxypeptidase Y. The record is from RefSeq and is a predicted model, not a curated record. Lineage: Eukaryota; Metazoa; Arthropoda; Insecta; Hemiptera; Delphacidae. Gene Ontology annotation, cellular component: extracellular matrix. The coding region runs from base 95 to 1498 and encodes 467 amino acids. The transcript is spliced from 6 exons.